GGCGCGGAGCGGGCGCGGGGGAAGAUGGAAGGAGCGUCCUUCGGAGCGGGCCGGGCGGGGGGGGCCAUCGACCCCGUGGAUUUCCUCAAGCAGCCGCAGACCCUCCUCCGGGUGACCACCUGGAUCUUCUCCAUCGUGGUGUUCGGCUCCAUCGUCAACGAGUGCUACGUGAACAAGGACAGCCAGCACCCCGAGCUGCUCUGCAUCUUCAACGAGAAUGAGAGCGCCUGCAGCUACGGCAUCGCCGUGGGCGUCAUCGCCUUCUUCGGCUGCAUCUUCUUCUUCGUGGUGGACCUGUACUUCCAGCAGAUCAGCAGCGUCAAGGACCGCAAACGGGCCGUGCUGCUGGACCUGGGCUUCUCAGGUUUCCUGGCCUUCCUGUGGUUUGUGGCCUUCUGCUUCCUGGCAAACCAGUGGCAGAGGACGACGCUGACCAGGGGCUUCUCGCAGGGCGCCGACGCCGCGCGCGCGGCCAUCGCCUUCUCCUUCUUCUCCAUCAUCAUCUGGGUCGUGCUGGCGCUGCGGGCGCUGCAGCGGUACCGCCUGGGCACGGACAUGUCCCUGUUCGCCACCGAGCAGUUCGGCGCCGACCCCAGCGCCUCGUACCCCGGCUACCCCGGCGGCAGCGGCGUGGAGAGCACGGAGACCUACCAGAGCCCCCCAUUCACCGAGACCUUAGAGCCCAACCCCAAAGGGUACCAAGUGCCAGCGUACUGAGGGGCUGCGGCGGUGCCAGCCUCGCCCGCUCCCCAGUGUCUCCAGCCCCGUUUCCUUGCCGUGGCCGGUCAGUGCCGGGUCCCUUUAUUAGCUCGUUGUGCAGUGAAUUCUGUACAGUGGUAUUGGUUCUUGUCUUACCUGUCCCAGGGUUUCUAAAAGCAGUGUUCCCUCUAAGCCAGGAGGAAGGAAGGUUGGCACCACAUCACCUACAGGCGGGGAGGAAGGGGAAAUGUCCCCUCCGAGCUCUGCUGGCAAAGCCCAGGACACCUUUUCCUCUUAGGAAACAGCAGCUGAGGAGUUUUUAUCUCGUUCUUCCAGAGCUAACACAGAAUCCAUCGAGGCUGGGUGGGGAGAGCUGGCCCUGGCUGCUCCCGCUGUGGAGCUUCCAGUCCAGGUCCCAGGAAAGUGCCAAAUUCACAGGGAAAUCAGUGGUGUCUGUGUUGUUUUCCUUUGUGUAUACUUGCUGUACAAAACAAAAAUCCAAACAUGUGUUUCCAAACUUGGUUUAGAGGAACAGAGGGGGCACAGCAGGCCGGGGUUGGGAUCGGUAUCCAGAGUGCUUCUACACUUCAACAGGUUCUGGCUGAGGGUUUCAAAAGUGACUGUUUGAAAGAGGAAACCAGCAGGAGCUGGUUGCUAAAUGGGGAUAGCCUGUGAUCAGUGGGAAUGUGGCACUUUGUGGUUCCAUUUCCUCGUGGGGCGAUUGGGAAAUUUGUAAAUUCCUAAGGAAUUUUUGGUUGGCAGCGCUGACACGUCCUCACUCCAGAGAGGUGAGGACCAAGGUGAGGGGCUCAGUCUUGACAUCCAAGGCCAUUAGGAGCAAUACUGGACUUUUAUUUUGAUUUUGGGAGCAGCCACCAUCUGUCAGCUGCAGCAGAGCCCCGGGUGGGGACACGUGUGUCACCCUGCAGCCUCCAGAAACGAGGGAUUCAGGCAGGGAACUGGAAAGGCUUCAGAGCCCGGGUUUGGAAAUGGUGUGGGAAGAGUCAGUGAAAACCACCCAGGAAGGAGGCUCAGGUUGGGGGUUCAGCUGCAGAGAGCCAGGAAAAGGAUGGAAUGUGUAAAAUCCAGCAGGUCCUGGCUGCCAGCUGCCAGCUUUCCCUGCCCGUGUGGCUGCUGGACCUGGCUGUGUCCCAGAGGGCUGAGCAGAGGGGCUGAAACUUGAAUUCCCAGCCCCAGCUUGAAUUCCCAGCCCCAGCUUGAAUUCCCAGCCCCAACUUGAAUUCCCAGCCCCAACUUGAAUUCCCAGCCCCCGGGGGGCAGCUCCAUCCCUGGGGGCUCCGGGCUCCUGCCUCGCCUGCUCGGCAAAGCCACCACUGCCUUGUGACCUCCUGAGCAGCAAUAGCCACCCCUGUCCCCUCCCUGCCACAGGUCCUGGUCACAGCCACGGCCACAGCUCACUGCUGCUGCUGAGCCGCAGAUCAGCACGCUAAUUAAUGAGCAGCAGAUAAACGCACUAAUUAAGCAGCCAAUCACCCCGAGAGGUCACUGCCGGUGGCGAAGUUCCUUGCCUUGGCUCCAGGUCCUGGCUGUGCCCAGCCCCUCACAGGUGCCUGACCACGGACACCCCAGUGCAGGAUCAGCCUCGAGGAAUUCCGAGAUCUUUGUGGUUUUGUGGAGUCACUUUUGCUGGGAAAUUAAAAAAAAAAAAAAAAACCCCGAGGCUUUUAAUACAGGGUACGGUAGAACUGUAGCAAUAUUUUCCUUAGAGGGAACACUGAAACUUUAGCAGCACAAACAGUACUUGUGUUAAUAUUUUAGCAAAAUUAUAAUCAAUUUAAAUGUUUAAAUUGAUUGUACGUGAGAUAAUGUUCGUUGGGUACGGUGUAUUUUUUUCUAACUAUAAUAUUACUGUUCCAGAGUUUCCGUGUAAGCGUAAAGAGCUAAAGCCGUGUCUGCCUGCGGGACACGUCCUGCCCCGUGUGCCCCCCGUGCUGAAUAUUACACGCUCUGAAUGUCCCCCC
Messenger RNA from Lonchura striata (white-rumped munia), 2681 nucleotides. RefSeq names its product synaptogyrin 3 (gene SYNGR3). The record is from RefSeq and is a predicted model, not a curated record. Gene Ontology annotation, cellular component: synaptic vesicle membrane; neuromuscular junction. Lineage: Eukaryota; Metazoa; Chordata; Aves; Passeriformes; Estrildidae.